This is a messenger RNA of Solanum lycopersicum (tomato), 2213 nucleotides long. It is a transcript of the gene ftsH6, whose product is annotated as FtsH protease. Lineage: Eukaryota; Viridiplantae; Streptophyta; Magnoliopsida; Solanales; Solanaceae. The record is from RefSeq and is marked provisional. Gene Ontology annotation, biological process: proteolysis; regulation of apoptotic process. Gene Ontology annotation, molecular function: zinc ion binding; ATP-dependent peptidase activity; ATP hydrolysis activity. Gene Ontology annotation, cellular component: membrane.
CUGCCUUCAACUUCCCAAACUGCAAUUCAUAGUUCAUAAGCACAAAAAGCCUAAGUAGAGGAAAACAAAAUGUCUACUGCUCUUUCUUUGUCUGUCUCUCAGUUCCCCCUAUGCAAAUCCCAAGACUUCUCCAAGGAUGUUUACAAUCCUAAAAUCUCCAAUAAAGAAACCCCAUGUCAGAAAACACAUUCAGACACCAGAAUAAACAGGAGGAAGCUGUUGAGUACUAGUGGUUUGAGCCUUGUAGCAGGGACUUUGUCUAAGCCAGCAAGAGCUGAGACUGAAGCACCAGUUGAGGUAACUUCAAGUAGAAUGUCAUAUUCAAGAUUCUUGGAUUACUUGAAUCAAGGUGCUGUCAAGAAAGUUGAUUUCUUUGAGAACAGUGCUGUUGCUGAGAUAUUGAUCAAUCCUGCUCUUAACAAAGUCCAGAGAGUUAAAAUUCAGUUGCCAGGAUUGCCACCAGAAUUGGUGAGAAAACUUAAAGACAAGAAUGUAGAUUUUGCUGCUCAUCUACCUGAAAAGAAUGUAAUUGGACCACUUCUUGAUUUGCUUGGGAAUUUAGCUUUUCCAUUGAUAUUGCUUGGUUAUUUACUGUUGAGAAGCUCUUCAAAUACCCCUGGAGGGCCAAACUUGCCUUUUGGAUUAGGAAGGAGCAAAGCCAAAUUCCAGAUGGAACCAAAUACAGGAGUAACAUUUGAUGAUGUGGCUGGAGUUAAUGAAGCAAAACAAGAUUUUCAAGAGAUUGUUGAGUUUUUGAAGACUCCAGAGAAGUUUGCUGCAGUUGGAGCAAAGAUACCAAAGGGAUUUCUCUUAGUAGGGCCACCAGGGACAGGGAAGACAUUGCUGGCUAAGGCGAUUGCUGGAGAAGCAGGGGUGCCAUUCUUUUCUCUCUCUGGCUCAGAGUUCAUUGAGAUGUUUGUUGGUGUGGGAGCUUCUAGAGUUAGGGACUUAUUCAACAAGGCGAAACAAAAUUCGCCUUGCAUAAUUUUUAUUGAUGAAAUUGAUGCUGUUGGGAGGCAGAGAGGAACUGGUAUUGGUGGAGGAAAUGAUGAAAGAGAGCAGACACUGAACCAACUUCUUACUGAAAUGGAUGGUUUUACUGGGAACACUGGAGUCAUUGUCAUUGCUGCUACUAAUAGGCCUGAAAUUCUUGAUCAAGCUUUGCUUAGACCUGGAAGGUUUGAUAGGCAGGUAACUGUUGGACUGCCUGAUAUAAGAGGAAGAGAAGAAAUAUUGAAAGUUCACAGUAACAACAAGAAGCUUGACAAAGAUGUGUCUCUAAGUGUUAUUGCAAUGAGAACACCAGGAUUCAGUGGUGCAGAUCUUGCAAACCUGAUGAAUGAAGCUGCCAUUCUAGCUGGAAGGAGAGGAAAAGAUAAGAUUACCUCAAAAGAGAUAGAUGAUUCCAUCGAUAGAAUUGUCGCUGGAAUGGAAGGAACUACCAUGACAGAUGGAAAGAACAAGAUUCUGGUAGCAUACCAUGAGGUUGGACAUGCUGUCUGCGCGACAUUGACCCCUGGCCAUGAUGCAGUACAGAAAGUCACAUUGAUCCCAAGAGGUCAAGCUCGCGGUCUUACAUGGUUCAUUCCUGGUGAAGAUCCAACCUUAAUCUCUAAGAAGCAACUCUUUGCUAGAAUAGUGGGAGGCUUAGGAGGUAGAGCAGCAGAGGAAAUAAUUUUUGGUGAACCAGAAAUCACUACUGGUGCAGCAGGAGACUUGCAACAAAUAACUCAAAUAGCAAGACAGAUGGUUACAAUGUUUGGGAUGUCUGAGAUUGGACCAUGGGCGUUAACAGAUCCAGCAGCACAAAGUGGCGAUGUGGUGCUGAGAAUGCUAGCGAGGAAUCAAAUGUCAGAGAAACUAGCAGAAGACAUUGAUGAAUCUGUAAGGCACAUAAUCGAGAGAGCAUAUGAAAUUGCAAAGAACCACAUCAGGAACAACAGGGAGGCAAUCGACAAAUUAGUGGAUGUCCUGCUGGAAAAGGAGACUCUUACAGGAGAUGAGUUUAGAGCUAUACUCUCAGAAUUCACUGAUAUCCCAUUCGUUAACAUAAACAGAAAACCAAUUAGAGAACUAAUUGAGGCCUAGGUGAAAUUACUUCCAAUGUACAGCUGCAGAAACUAAAUACCUUCACAAGAUUUUACAUGUUUAAUGCAGUGCAGAAAGCAAGAUCAAUGUAAUAUAAAUAGAUAAUCUUCAUCAACUUUGUGUAU